Molecule: messenger RNA, 2261 nt
Organism: Cynoglossus semilaevis (tongue sole)
Lineage: Eukaryota; Metazoa; Chordata; Actinopteri; Pleuronectiformes; Cynoglossidae
Exons: 5
Coding region: 1318-2016 (232 amino acids)
Biological process (GO): positive regulation of myeloid cell differentiation
Molecular function (GO): cytokine activity
Source: RefSeq, a predicted model, not a curated record
AGAUAAGUCAAAACUUAAACUAAAAUGUGCGUAUUAACGUAUGUGUGCGUAAUUUAAAAAACUUAAAGCAAAGUCAAAGUGUUAGUAUAUUUCAGGCUAAAGACAACAUUUUGGAACCACCUGCUAAAUCCAAAAAUCCAUCUUUGGACUUGUCCAUGAUGUUGCUAAAAUAAAGAUCAUAUUAAGAUUUUUUUUUUGCAGUUUUCCCCCCUGAAGAAGACAUGUCUGGCUCAGAAGAAUAUACUUAUCGAAAGAAGACACAUUAGAACCCUGUGUGAAGGUCCUGGAACGACGUGGAAAAAGCAAGUAAAGUCCUGAGCUACAGCAGGAACACUGUCUCACUGUCUCAGGGCAAAUGAGGACCAGGACAAAAGGAGAGUCCGCCCUGAGUCACUGUGAAACCAGGAAGUCGAGUGUGACUGUUUCACCUCUCCCGGAUUUCUUCAGCAUCGUGUUGACUCAUUACUUCAUCAAUGGAAAUGCGUCGAGCACUGAUGGUGAUUUUACAGCUGCUACUGUCGUCACAGUCGGGAUGGUUUCUGACAUGAUUCCUAAAAAUUCACCUCCCUAUUUAAAAAAAAAAAAGAGGACACAGGCAAGUUUGAGUAAAAACAUCUCAAUAUUAAUUUAUUUUUUAAUAUUUACCAUCGUUUUACAUCUUAAUAACAAGAAACUGGAAAUUUAAUUAAACAGGAUUUGUUUGGUUUAAUGUUAAAGUAACUUAUUUUCCUCUUUUUUUGCUCUUAUUGUCCUUGAACUGUUCUUUAUCUUCUAUUUUGGGAAAGUUUUUUUUUUUUUUUUAGUUAAAAAUUAGCUCUCUCACCAAAUACUGAUACUGCCCGUGACUCUGGCUAACUCCAACCUCUCUGCCUGUAACCUCAACUUUCAGCUAACGUUUUUAUAAACUUUAAAAAAAUGUUUUUGCUUUAACCUUUACAAAAAGUUUUCCCUUUUUUUUAGGUGAAGGUAAAAGUCCAAUCGCAUUUACAUUGAAUGUUUUUUCUUCUUCUUCAUUAUAGCAGUGUUUGCAGUCAUGACGAAAUGUGUGAUAUAUCUGUGUAUUUUACAUGUUUAUGUUUCUCUUCAUGAAAAAAAUCCAUUCUUUUAUUUCCAGUGAAGACUUUUGCACCGUUUAAUCUGACCAUUUUCCUAUUAUUCCCCUUUUUUUUCGUCCAGAUGAGAAACUUCCUUGUCUUUACACCAAACUGACGUCACGCGUUCGUUGCGCAACGAAGGGACUUCGUCACUUCGGGAUUUCUCGGGUGAAUCCGCAGUGACGCCACGGCAAUAACUUCUGUCGAUAAAAAGUGCGCACGGAUGGAAAGUGAAGCCAACUUUAGCGCGUUGCCCUGCAUACACGAGAGCGCGCCACACGGACACGGAGCCGUCAUGACAGCGACAGUUUUUUCAACGCUGGUCUACUUCCUUUUCCUGGUUCUGGUCCAGUCAACCCCCAUGUUCUCGGUCUCAGCCGGUUUCUGGGAGGAGGCGGAGCGCGCAAAGAUCCUGGUUGAGAAAAUCCUCAAAGAAAUUCCUGUUGUCCACGCUACUACUGUUAGUGCAGAGGGAUUGACCUUGGAGCCGUCCAAUCAAGAAACACAGCUGCAGAUGAUGAUGACAUCCCUGGGAAUUCCCGCAUCGCCCGUCCUGAAGCCCCUGUCCGAACGCUUCUCAGUGGACAUGUGUACCCAUCGUAUGUGGAUUGGUGGCCAGCUGCACCAGAGGCUUCUGGGAGUUCUGUCAGAUCGACUGAGUGGACUGAGCGAUCUGACCGUGGACCUCAGAGACCUGCUGACCCACAUCACCAAGAUGAGGGAGGGGGCCAGGCCUGGAGCUCACCUGUCGGACCAGGACCAGACCGCGGACCUGGGCCUAUCCUCUCGUCUCCACAGCAACUACGAGCUGCAGGUUGCCGUGCACAUGACCCUGACGCAGCUGCGCUCCUUCUGCUACGACAUGAUCCGCAGCCUUAGAGAAUUUGCCACCUACAGACGGAGCCUCGCCACUGCACGCUAAGUUCCAUCAACUACUGCAAGGACCACAGGCAGUGCAUUGUGGGAGUGACAGGACAGGAGUCUGAGUGGGCCUGCCCGCCUACGAGCCAAGGCAGGUAUUGUCAGGAAAGUCCAACUCCUGACGGAUUAAUCAGGGAUUUUUAAGACUUUAUUUAUUUAUUUAUGAUGUGACUGUUGUUAUUUCGGAUGUGAUGUCACACUGUGAAAAGGAUUAAGUGAAUUUAUUUAUUUGUAUUUAUUUAUUUU